Anolis carolinensis (green anole) is the source of this 1687-nucleotide messenger RNA. RefSeq names its product thymidine kinase 1 (gene tk1). Gene Ontology annotation, biological process: thymidine metabolic process. NCBI's taxonomy places the organism in Eukaryota, Metazoa, Chordata, Lepidosauria, Squamata, Anolidae. The record is from RefSeq and is marked validated. Gene Ontology annotation, molecular function: ATP binding; thymidine kinase activity.
GAGGAGAGGCUGUUGGUUUAAGGGUUUGUGUCUUGAAACGUUUCGGGAAGAUGAACUGCUUGAUGAUGCCAGGGGUGCAGCCGGGAUCGCCUCGCAAGGCCCGGGGCCAGAUCCAGGUCAUCUUUGGACCCAUGUUCUCCGGGAAAAGUACUGAACUCAUGCGUCGAGUCCGACGUUUCCAGAUUGCGCAGUACAAGUGCCUCUUGAUCAAGUACGCAAAGGACACACGCUACUGUGUCAACGGAGUUUCCACGCAUGACAGGAACACCAUGGAAGCUGUAUCUGCUUGUUGCCUGAAAGAUGUGCAUCAGGAAGCUCUCAGCUCUGCUGUGAUUGGCAUUGACGAAGGCCAGUUUUUUCCAGAUAUCAUUGAGUUCUGUGAGGCAAUGGCCAACGCAGGGAAGACUGUCAUUGUGGCAGCCCUUGAUGGGACAUUCCAGAGGAAGGCAUUUGGCAACAUUUUGCACCUAGUUCCCUUAGCAGAAAGUGUGGUGAAACUGAAUGCUGUCUGCAUGGAGUGUUUUCGUGAGGCAUCAUAUACAAAAAGGCUGGGAGCAGAGAAGGAGGUGGAAGUAAUAGGAGGAGCAGACAAGUAUCAUUCUGUCUGUCGCGUCUGCUACUUCAAGAAACGACCACAGCAGCCAACAGAGAACAAAGAGAACCUACCAAGUGGCCAUAAGCAGUUGGAGCCUACUGCUUCCCGGAAAGUCCUGGGUAUUUGUCAGAACAUGCAGUGGGGCCCCUCAAAUUGAAUACAAGAUCUAAGAGACUGUGAGGUGGGCUGGGACAGGAAAGCAAUUAUCCAAACUUCAUUUUUGGCUCUAGGCUGCUUAAGCUGAGUUGUUGCAAACUACCACACUUGUGAAAGAAAACAUCUUCUGUGUAGGGAAAGCAGGACUGGAGCCCAAUGUAACAGGCUUUGGGAUUUAGGUGUUCUGUGCUGAAAACUGCUCUCUGCUGGUGAUGUCUUCUUUGCUUGGUCUCUAGAGGCAAGAUUUCUUAAUGUCCCUGUUCAACAGAAUUGCUAUUUAUUUCCUCUUGCACAAGCCUUCCUUGCAAUAUUUACUUUUGAAUAUAACUGCCAUUUCUGUUUCGGGGAACCAUAUUUCAUAUUAAGACCAGAACGCUACUCUUCAAGCUCUGUUCUCGUUGAGUAUUUGAAGUCAACUUCCUCCAAUUCCUCCAAGUCCUGGCCUGUGUCCUUUAGCAACUGGCUCAUUUCACAAUGUUGCUUGGAUCUUAAUAGCUAUGCAGCAGUUCUGUAAACUUACAGAAUGAGUCCUAGGACCAGAAAAGCCUUUCUUCAGCUGAAGUCUUUAACCUUGGAGUGUGUGGAUAGAAGUUGAACAAGAAAUACUUCAAAAAUUGACUUUAAAAGUUAGACUUUCCCAGUGGGCCUUCAGUGUCUAAUUCAGAUUUGCUGGUAGCAUCAAUCAUGUUCAGUCUUUAUGCAACUGCUAUCCCUCUAAAUGUCUGCUUCUGACAAAUUACUCUUACUGUUGUCUGCUUGGAGUGAUGAAUAAUGAUGCUGCAUUCCCUUCGACAACCAACUUAUGCUAUUGCACUUAAACAUGACCUCCAUUUCCCUUCAGGGUAGUAUGAAGAUGUGUUGUACUUGCCUGUAGGUUUCAUGUAAAUGAAAGGUUGUUUUUAAGUAAUGUUGUCUUAAUAAAAAUGUUAAUAUUCA